Messenger RNA from Polyodon spathula (Mississippi paddlefish), 638 nucleotides. Its product is annotated as cytochrome b-c1 complex subunit 7-like. The record is from RefSeq and is a predicted model, not a curated record. The coding region runs from base 60 to 395 and encodes 111 amino acids. NCBI's taxonomy places the organism in Eukaryota, Metazoa, Chordata, Actinopteri, Acipenseriformes, Polyodontidae. Gene Ontology annotation, biological process: mitochondrial electron transport, ubiquinol to cytochrome c. The transcript is spliced from 4 exons.
CCGCGUCAUAUGACGAUUUCCUUUACCCAGAGUCGACAUCAAGAACAUUUGCAGUAAAGAUGGCGGCGAGGGCACCAGUGUCGGUGACAGGCCGAUUGUUGUCUGGCUUACGGAAGUGGUACUACAAUGCUGCAGGGUUCAACAAGCUUGGACUGAUGCGAGAUGACACUAUGCAUGAGGAUGAUGAUGUAAAAGAGGCUUUGAAGAGGCUCCCAGAGUCCGUGUACAAUGACAGAAUGUUCCGUAUCAAGAGAGCACUGGACUUGUCUAUGAAACAGCAGGUCCUGCCCAAAGAUCAGUGGACAAAAUAUGAAGAGGAUGAUAACUACCUAACACCUUAUGUAAAGGAGGUGCUUUGUGAAAAAAAGGAGAUGGCAGAAUGGAAUAAGAAGUGAAGCAAACCUGGAGGAUAAUUAACCUGCCCGUGGGGCUUGUGUUCUGUGUUUUCCCUCAUUUCUUAUGUAUUUAAAUUAAAAUGUAACAAUCUGGCAGUAUCUGAGUUUAUUGAAGUUGUCUUGUCGCACCUGUACUUUCAGUUUUCCCUUCAUUCUUCUCAUUGUGAUGAUUAGUGAUCUCUGUACAAAAGCAUUGCUUUAUAAAUAUGUACAAGUUAUAAUACAGAUGGUAUUACAAUGGGA